This is a messenger RNA of Vespa mandarinia (Asian giant hornet), 1229 nucleotides long. RefSeq lists its product as uncharacterized. The record is from RefSeq and is a predicted model, not a curated record. Gene Ontology annotation, biological process: negative regulation of G2/M transition of mitotic cell cycle. Lineage: Eukaryota; Metazoa; Arthropoda; Insecta; Hymenoptera; Vespidae.
AUUAAAUAACAAAAUCUUUUGCCACUAUUGUUAACGUGUAACAAGUGUAUUUUUAUUUUAUAAAAAAUAUGAGUAACAUGAAAAAUUAUCGUAAAAAUGGUGGAGGGAAACGUCCACAAAAGAAAACAGAAUCUAAGGAAAAACCACAAAUAUUAGCACAACCUAAACAAUCUUAUGCUGAGUAUGACAAUAACGCAAAAACUGAUGAUAAAAAUAAAGAUUUUGAAGCUUUUAUAAACCAACCAAUUUCAAUGGAUGGGCAAUUUGUUUUUAAAUGUGAAAAGAAUUGGUCUGCAGAUGUAUUAGGAUGUUUUGACUAUUUUACUCUAGAUUUAAACUUACUUUCUGCUGCUAUAAGGUGCAUACCUUUUAAUGAAUGUGUUAAAAUAAAGGAUGAAUAUUUCACAGCUGAUCAAUUAACGAGUUUCUACAAUGCUGUUGAAGAAGGAAAAGAAGCUUAUAAUGAUAUUCUAUCUAAUUUAGAAAUUUCUAGUUCAUCUAAUACAAUGAAUUUUAAUAAAUCAUUAGAUAGAGAAAGUAAAGAAAAACUAGAGAUGAAUUUAAAUCUUGAAAAGUCUAUGACAGAUAAUAAAACAUUUGAAGCUAAGAUACAAAAUAAAAGUGACGAUAGUGAUACAGAAGAAAGUUUAGAUUUCUUAUUAUCUCUUAAAUCAUCCACCUUACAAAGCAAUAAGAAACAAAUGACUUCAACAGAUGUAUUUUCUAAAAAUGAACUCAAAACGCAGUCUGCUACCUUAUCAACUAAACCAAUUGAUCUUGAAAUCUGGUUAGAUAAAAUAUUAGAUGACUAAAACUUGAAAUUUGUAUAUUUGUUUAUAAACUUAAUCUUAAAAAUUCAAUAAUAAGAUUGCAUAUAAAUAGGAAUCAUAUUAUUACAAAGUAAUUAGUAAUUUUCUGUAAUAAAAUAUAAUACUAUUAGAUUAACUAUUAGAUUGUUAUUGUCGUAAUAAAAAAUGCAAAUUUUUUAUUAUACUGUAAAAGAAUAUGAAUUACUUAUUAAUAUAUUUAAUGUUAUAGACUUAUUGUGUACAUUAUGUAGCAUAAAAAUCAAUAUGAAAAUUUGUUAGUAAGAUAUUCAUGCAUAUAAUCAUAAACUACAAGCAUAAUAGCUCCACCUGGGCCCAAUCUCAAUACUUUUGGCAAUAAACCUUUGUAUAAAGCUUUGAAACUGAAAUAAAAAAAAGAAAAAAAAAAAAAAAAAAAAAAAA